ACGAAACUAUGCGCGAUAGAUCUUAGGAAAAAAUCAGGAUUCGAUCGUUCGCUUGCCCCUCGCUAAUUUGUGUGGGUGGCAAAAAAUAAAUAGAAACCGGCCAACAUUGCGUCACCAAUGGAAAUCACCAAGAAGAAGAAGUUAUGAAGGUUUAUAUAGCAGACUCGGAUUUUUUAAGAUACACAUUAAAGACGCUUCUAGCAACAGCAGCAAUAAGAAUACAAGUGAAUUUAAUACGAAUAUUAUAAUAUUCAAGAAAAGAAUAGCAUUUAUCACGAAAGCAAAAUGUGCAAGUUAAUUGCCAUUGCCGUUAUAUUAAUCGUCGGGUUAUCUUGGACCUGUUAUGGCGGAAGAAUUCGAAAGAUAUGCAAUGGUCAUGGAAGGUCUCGCAUGCAUAGAAACUACACCUGUUGUCAAAACUCUGGAACAGGCGGCUGGACCCCACAGCCUAUUCUACCGGACCACCGGUGUUGUCCAGGAUCCGGGCGGACAUUCAGUGAAAGUGAGAACCAAGUUUGCGAUAACGGCAGAAUUCGCGAAAAAACGAACCCAGAUGAAACUAUGUGUGGUGUGCUGUUGCCAUACAAUGUAAAUAGCCAAGUUUGUUGCAAGACCAACAUAACAACGGCUAGAGUUUACGACAAAGUUCCCAACGGACAGUGUUGCAACCAUGACUACUUAACCGACGACUCUAUCCGCUGUUGCGGGGGUCAGACGUACGACAUUUUAAAUCAAACAUGUUGCAAUUCUUCGGAGACCGACACCGGUGUGCGUCUUUACAAUAUCAGCAAUGGAAAAUGUUGCAACGAUCGGCCCUACGACCAAACACGUCAAGAGUGUAAUUCCGACUUGGAAGUCGUCAGCAGGCGCACCAUCAAAUAUUGCCAAGACCAGCCUUACAAUUCUCUGCUGAACGGAUGCUGCGUUAUAGACUUAUACGUGAAGGGCGCUCAGCUCUGCCACCACGAGACCGGAACAAUUAUUACAAACCCAGAUCCGAGCUUCGAUUCGCUGUGCAGGGACAGAACCGAAGCGUUGAUCCCAUACACAUCAGGAAACAACAUGCAUUGUAUUGACCUGUGGGGGCUACAGCAUUUAAGUAGUUGGCAAGCGGUCUGUGGUAAGGGGGACGACCAUGUCGUUUACAAUACUCGCACCGAUCUAUGUUGUGGAUCCCACGUUUUCCACAGUGGUGCACUGAGCGAAAACAAGAAGUGUUGUCAGUACGGUACCAACGUCUAUGAUCCAGAAACUCAAGUAUGUUGCAGAAAUGAUGUCCCGUCCGAUGCAGCAAGCGAAAACCACGGUGGCAGUUGCUGUGACAGCCAACCGUACAACAACCGAACGCACGAAUGCAUCAACGGGAUAGAAAUUACUGAGCUGGAAUGCCCGGAUGCAACUAAACAACGGAUUGAAUUACGUUGUCUCAUUACUGAGGAUGUUGUUCUUGAAGCAGCGGGGAAAUUUAAGAAAACGGGAAUGUCCGUUACUGUAGCUACAGUUACUGGUGUGAAAAAAUCAAAGAAAAGAACAACAUGGACACUCGGUAACGUCACCCAGGUGUUGGGCAAAAAAAAGAAAAUUCAAAUAUCAAAGAAUUCAAAGACAAAUUCUGCGAAGGCUGAAGCCAAGCCAUGCACUUGCCCACAUAACUUGAUAAUUGGAUCACGUUAUUUAUUUAUAAGUAAGAAACCAAUGAAGAAAAACGGCAAACUUGUGCUGCGGGGGAAAGAGCAGGUGAAUGGUCGAUCAAAGGGAACGGACAUAGUCGUUAAUUUAAGCGACAGUGAAACGCUAGCAAUGGUUAUGAGGAUAUUGUUGGAUUAGUUUUUUUUACAAAAUCAUUUUUUUCACUGUAACUGUGCCACCAAAUUUGUUUACCAUGUCCAGUUCGUGUCCAGCAUUCGUUUCUUUGCCACUUACAAAAUUUCGGGCCUCUAAUGUUCGUUUUCAGCGUUGACCGCUAACUUAUUUAUACUGCCCUUUGUUUUAAAUCCGCAAACACUGUUUCUUUUAAUUUAUUUUGUAGAUUUACAAUUUGGUGUGUGUAUUGAAAUGUUUCCCUCGUAUUUUGUACAAGGCCGACUAAUUAUUGGCAUUAUUGUGUUUACACCUGUGCUGCUUAGAGUGCCAUUUUUUCACAAACUUUUUUUACAUGUUUUCUCCGGGAACCGAAACUUAUACCAAAGAAUCAAUAUAUACCUAUAGUAUUAAAAGACCGUCUUCAAUUUUAUCUUUGUUGUAACUAUAAAUGUUUUUUGUUGCUCUAUUGCCCUUUUCUUGUAGCAGCCUAUUUAUUAUUGCUUGCUUUCAGUGUUUUGUCAAAUGCAACAAAAUAAAAUAAAAACGCCCUCAAAAUUUAAAUUUUUGGUAUGCUUAUUUGUCAGCCAAUAAUAGAGAAAGUAGAUUCUAUGAUGGUGUGUUGAAACUAAAUACACAAAUUUGAAAUUCCCUUAAGAUAUAGUGAAAUAUCAGUAUUAUCGUUUACACAUAUAGUAGGGUGGGGUAAGACGGGACACCAUUAGCACAUGAUAUCCAAAUAUCCUGAUCGCGUUUUAAACAAUUACUGGUUCAAGGGAGUGGUGAUAAUACCAUUCUAUAAUUCUUCG
This is a messenger RNA of Ciona intestinalis (vase tunicate), 2609 nucleotides long. The record is from RefSeq and is a predicted model, not a curated record. Lineage: Eukaryota; Metazoa; Chordata; Ascidiacea; Phlebobranchia; Cionidae.